Messenger RNA from Polyodon spathula (Mississippi paddlefish), 1879 nucleotides. Its product is annotated as homeobox protein Nkx-6.3-like. Gene Ontology annotation, molecular function: DNA-binding transcription factor activity, RNA polymerase II-specific; RNA polymerase II cis-regulatory region sequence-specific DNA binding. NCBI's taxonomy places the organism in Eukaryota, Metazoa, Chordata, Actinopteri, Acipenseriformes, Polyodontidae. Bases 83 to 886 code for a protein of 267 amino acids. The record is from RefSeq and is a predicted model, not a curated record. Gene Ontology annotation, biological process: cell differentiation; regulation of transcription by RNA polymerase II. The transcript has 3 exons. Gene Ontology annotation, cellular component: nucleus.
AUCCAGUUUUAAAAAAAGGGCUUUCAUUUUUUGAUUAUUAUAUCUCGGUAUACAUAUUUUCAAUUACACUGGAGUUUACCAAAUGGAUCACAACAUCCCGGGACCCUUCCUGUUCAACAGCACCCUGAACCAGCUGAGCACAGACAGCAAGGCCCCUGUGUGCCAGUAUUCUGUGCAGAACUCCUUUUACAAACUGCACCCUUCCUCCGCUCUCCACUGCCAGCUCCAGCCGGGCACCCCGCAUGGCAUCAGCGAUAUCCUGAGCAGGCCGGUGAUGGGGGGCCCCGCCGGGACCCUCCUCUCCGGCUACUCCCACAUGGGGGGCUUCGGAACCACCCCCGCCCCGGGGGUCUACUACAGCCGGGACUACGCGCCUUCCAUGGGGGGCUACUCCAAACCUGGAGGCGAGUUCCCAGCCAAGGGGAGGACUGGGGGCUGCUGGAGCGAGGCUGGUUACGACUGGAGGGCAGGCAGGGAACAGUGUGGUGACAGCAGCGGGCAGCUGACCGCCAUGCCUGGCAGGAAGAAGCACACGCGCCCCACAUUCAGCGGGCACCAGAUCUUUGCGCUGGAGAAGACCUUUGAGCAGACCAAGUACCUGGCAGGGCCGGAGCGAGCCCGGCUGGCAUACUCACUGGGCAUGAGCGAGUCACAGGUCAAGGUGUGGUUCCAGAACCGGCGCACCAAGUGGCGCAAGAAGAACGGCUCCGAACUGCCCCCAACGCAGCGGGCCGGUCCAGACCAGGCGGUGUCGGAGAACGAGGUGGAGGACGACGAGUACAACAAGCCCCUGGACCCCGACGAGGAUGACGAGAAGAUCGGUCUGCUCCUGCGCAAACACCGGGGGGCCUUCUCCGUCCUGCGGCUGGGCCCCCACCACCUCUGAACCCCCUCGAGGACCACGGGGACCCCUGCUGCAACCCCCAGGAUCUGAACUCCCGAGCCUGGUCGACGCGACUCCCCCAUCAGCCUGCGCAAGAGUAAUUUCACUCAGCUUGCAACCCCUGCUGUCUGUUAGAUAUCCCACUGCUACCACCACAUGUAAGGGGUUGAUUACUGCACCCUUGCACAGGGGGAUAGCGAUUUGAACUCACAACCUCCGGGCUCCAAAGAAUCCACCAGAUGAGCCAAAGGAGCAGCUCCCUCAGCCAAUCUGGUCGGAGUUCUUUACAUCAGCCAGAGGGUUUGAGUCCCCUCCCCCUUCCUGCAGCACCACACACUGCACACAAUCUACAGCGGCUCCUAGCUUCACUGUAGGCUGAGAUCAAAUGUGACUUACUUUAAACAGGAGCUGCUGCUCAUAUAGAAAACCUUGAAGACUACAACCAGCUUCUUCCAAAGUACUGUACAUCGAGUCUUUUGAUUAAUUGUGAAUAUUGCAUUCACUCAGUUAGUGUGUGUGUGUGUGUGUAUAUAUAGCAUUUAAAACCACAAAACUGCGAAUGUCAAAGUGAAAACACACAUCCUGGAUAAUACGCAUCCAUUCCCAAUCUUCAGCCCCCGAUGCUGAUGGAUCACAUUACGUUGAUACUGAAUAUCCGCCAGGAUGAUCCCGGCGCUAUCACGGCUUCGGAAUGAUGAGAAUAUUCAAACAGCUAAAGCAAUAAAACCGGCCGACUGAGAGCUCUCUGAUUUUAACAAUGUAACAAACUGUAGAUUGUGGGCGUAAUGAACUCUUUAACUAAGCUGCUCUAAUUAAAUUAAACAGGCAUCUUCAAGCACGUUUGUAAAUGAACCGCGCUGCUGUCAUUCAAAUCACACUGAGUGAACUCCUUAAGAAUCAACUGCACUUUGAAUUUCAAUCAUGGGAGAGCUGGGCGCCAUCAAAAAAAGUCUGCAAAAUCAAAAGAAAGCUGGAAAAUCGAUGGCCGCUAAACCC